Messenger RNA from Entamoeba invadens IP1, 510 nucleotides. Its product is annotated as histone H2a, putative. Gene Ontology annotation, molecular function: DNA binding; protein heterodimerization activity; structural constituent of chromatin. The record is from RefSeq and is a predicted model, not a curated record. The coding region runs from base 1 to 510 and encodes 169 amino acids. Gene Ontology annotation, cellular component: nucleosome. The transcript has a single exon. NCBI's taxonomy places the organism in Eukaryota, Evosea, Mastigamoebida, Endamoebidae.
AUGGCUGACAAAGAAAUUGCAAAGGAGGAAGUGAAAGAAGUAGUUGCGACCGACAAAAAGGCUGCAGAAGAGGCGAAAAAGGUCAAGAAAGAGAAAGUCGAGAAGAAACCGCGCAAAUCGACUGAUAAGAAGACAAAGAAGGUUGACGAGGAAGGAAAGAAGAACACUUUGUCAAAGAAGGCGGGCCUCCAAUUUCCAGUUGCGAGAAUUCAUGCGGCAUUGAAGAAAGGAAGAUAUGGAGAACAUGUCAACAAAAUGGCAUCAGUUUACUUGACGGCUGUCAUUGAGUACUUGGUCGCUGAAGUUUUGGAACUUGCUGGCGGACAAGCAAAAGACUUUGGAAAGACUAGAAUCACACCAAGACAUAUCCAACUCGCAGUCAGAUCAGAUCUCGAGUUGAACGACUUGCUUAAAGACGUCACUAUCAUCAAUGGUGGUGUAUUCCCUAAUGUCCCAACUGCUGUUAACACAAAGGGAAAGAAGAAACCAGCUCAGUCCCAGGUGGUCUAA